AUGCCUGCGGGCGCGGGGAGGCGUGGCCUCCCCCAGGGCCUCAGUCUUUGGUGGCUGCUCUGCGCUUUCGCCUUAAAGUUCUGCCACGCAGAGUCUCCAGUUCUGGAGGAGAAGCAAUCAGUGAGCAUCUCAAACUUGCGGUGCUGGCAGGUAGAAGAGUUUGUGAUAGCAGAAGAGUGUGCCCCAUGUUCUAAUUUCCAGGCUAAAACCAUCCCUGAGUGCAGCUCCACAGGCUAUGUGGAGAAAAUCACAUGCAGCUCAUCUAAAAGGAAUGAAUUCAAAAGCUGCCGUUCAGCGGUGAUGGAACAACAUUUAUUCUGGAAAUUUGAAGGGACUGUCAUGGGUGUGGCCUUGGUCUUCGCUUGCCUUGUCAUCGUUCGUCAACGACUAUUGGACAGGAAGGCUUUGGAAAAGGUCCGGAAGCAAAUCGAAUCCAUAUAG
Orycteropus afer afer is the source of this 441-nucleotide messenger RNA. It is a transcript of the gene JTB, whose product is annotated as jumping translocation breakpoint. Gene Ontology annotation, cellular component: centrosome; spindle; midbody. The record is from RefSeq and is a predicted model, not a curated record. Lineage: Eukaryota; Metazoa; Chordata; Mammalia; Tubulidentata; Orycteropodidae. The coding region runs from base 1 to 441 and encodes 146 amino acids. The transcript is spliced from 5 exons. Gene Ontology annotation, biological process: mitotic cytokinesis.